Sinocyclocheilus rhinocerous is the source of this 889-nucleotide messenger RNA. RefSeq names its product proline-rich transmembrane protein 1-like. Bases 112 to 849 code for a protein of 245 amino acids. Gene Ontology annotation, cellular component: membrane. Lineage: Eukaryota; Metazoa; Chordata; Actinopteri; Cypriniformes; Cyprinidae. The record is from RefSeq and is a predicted model, not a curated record. The transcript has 4 exons.
GCCACAGCCAUUUCACACAGACACACGCACGUCUGAUCCUGAACGCCGACACACUCCCGCUGAAUAUUUCUCAGGAUUAUUCUGCGUCCUGAUGACCUCUGACCGUCCCUGAUGGACCCAGCCACUCCUCCAAACAUCCACGAUGAUCGAACACAUCCCGGGUCUCCCGGGCUCCAGGAAGCUCAUGAUUCCUCCGGACAGAGAGAAGCCACGACAUUACCCAGCGUUCCUGCAUACGACUCGGUCAGCAUCCUCACCGCCGGCCCGGCGAAUGACACGGACAGCAUCCAAACGGCCCAUCACGCAUACGACACCGACAGCAACCGGACCCUGAACCCGGGGUUCGACUCGGACAGCACCCACACCCUCCACCCGCAGUACACGGGUCCCGCAGGAGGCACCGGCCCGACCAGCAGCGUCCCACCCAACCCUCCUCCAUACAGCCCACCGGAUCCUAAAACAGCCUGCCUCAUGUACCCACAGUACCCCAACCAGCCCGUCAUCGCCUGUCAACCUGGAGCCAAUCCUGCUUUCUACCAGCCCUCCUUCCUCCCGCCACCCACCUACACUAUAUACAUGAACGGGCCGCCACUGGGAGAUGAGCAGUCGCCGUUACCUAAAGAUUAUCUGGUUGAGUCUCUGCUGGUGACCAUCUUCUGCUGUAUCAUGAGCGGCCUCGUCGCUGUCAUGUACUCAUAUGAAACCCGUGCGGCGCUGACCAGGGGUGACAUCCGUGAAGCUGAGAAAACAUCCCAGAAGGCUCGUCUGCUUGUCAUGUUCAGUUUGAUGUUCGGCACAUUUGUUUUUGUGGGCUGGAUUAUUUAUGUAGUGAUAGUGCUCUGUGCAUAGAAACUUUCUUCUGCAUUUAUUUGAUCAAAAAUACAGUAAA